CCCGCCAUCAUGGAUGGGGGCGGAAGUGCUUCCGCCAGGUCGGGAUCCUCGGUGGUCCCAGGGAGUGAGCCUCGGUGGCAGUGCUGCUCUCCAGAGCUUAUUUUUUUUUACUGUUACAACCUCCCUUCUCUCUCCUUCCCUCUUCCUCCCCAUUCUCACCCUAUGUAGGUGGCGUACGUGCGACAGAAACAGAUGCGCGCGGAGGUCACAAGUUGCAGGAAGCUCACUCCUGCCGUGAGGAUCUCAGUAUAGAAUUUUAGAUGGAAUUUUAUCGGCUUUGGCGGCAAUCGCCUUUGUCUGUUGUGCCAUCUCGCCUACCCUGAGCGCUCUUUUUCCUUAGAGAAGCGAAGUAGUUAAGGUUGCAGAGCUGAACCUGUACUUGGUGGUCAAAGUCUUAGUGGCCCGGAGCCCCUUGCGUCGCACCCAAACCCUUUCCUGGGGAGGGAAGAGCUUCACAGGGGGGUUCAUUAUGGUAAAGAUACACGUAUGGUCGUGUUGCUGUCGGUCUUACAUGCAUGCACGCUUUUGCCUUCGAUAGACCAUCACAGCAACCAGGAUUGGGCCUUGGGACUCUUCGCUUAGGACUCGGCAGCUGGAGAGCUGGGUGACAGCGUGGUCCACCUUGUGAGCGUAGUUACCUGGGUCUUCUAUUUUAUUUAAAUAUUGUUUAGUGGCCACAAAAUGGGUUUCCCUGUUACAGGCCUCCUGUGGUGGAGAACGAUGGGGAGUCCAUGAUGCCAGAGGAUUGAACAUCCUGAGAUUGACCCAGUAAGAAAACCUGGACGUUCUGGCUUGCUGUUCAUAAGUCCGUUCAGGGCAGGGCCCUUCGUUUUGGAAAAGUUUGCUGAAGAAUUCUUUCCUAUGUUAACACAGAGAAAACAGUAUUGUGUGUUCAGCAGCCCUGUACCACAGACAGUCUCUGGGUUUUCUCUCCCGUUCACCAUUGCCACUACUUCGAGCAAGCAUUCCAGAGCAGAAGUGGAGGGAGCUGCCCUGAUUACAAGCCCGUCCCACAUCAGGCUCAUGUGCCUGUCUGCAGAAACCCACGGCUGGAACUUAAUUACAAUAAGCCUACUCAUCAGCAGACAUUUGAAAGACGAAGGUGCGAUUCAGCUGUAUCCAGCAUGCUCCAAGGUUACAGCUCCGUGGUCCAGGCCUUGCUGGGGACCUUCUUCACCUGGGCAAUGACAGCCGCCGGGGCAGCUCUCGUGUUCAUAUUCUCCAGCGGGCAGAGGCGGAUCUUAGACGGAAGCCUGGGCUUUGCCGCAGGGGUCAUGUUAGCGGCUUCCUACUGGUCGCUGCUCGCACCAGCGGUGGAGAUGGCGACAUCCUCGGGAGGUUUCGGUGCCUUUGCCUUCUUCCCAGUGGCUGUUGGCUUCACCCUGGGGGCCACCUUUGUCUACCUGGCUGACCUCCUGAUGCCUCACCUGGGUGCUACAGAAGACCCCCAGACAGCCCUGGCGCUGAACUUGGACCCUGCAUUGAUGAAGAAGUCUGAUCCCAGGGACCCCACUGCGCUGCUCUUCCCAGAGAGUGAACUUUCCAUCCGGAUAGGUAGCACUGGGCUUCUUUCAGACAAGCGUGAGAAUGGCGAGGUAUACCAGAGGAAGAAGGUGGCGGCUACUGACCUCGCAGAGGGAGUGGCCCCCUCAGGACCGGUGCACGGGAGCUCAGGGCAGCCUGGGGGGAGCAGCUGGAGGAGGAUUGCUCUGCUCAUCCUGGCCAUCACCAUACACAACAUUCCAGAGGGUCUUGCUGUUGGCGUAGGUUUUGGAGCAGUAGAAAAGACUGCAUCUGCCACCUUCGAGAGUGCCAGGAAUCUGGCCAUUGGAAUUGGGAUCCAGAAUUUCCCAGAGGGCCUGGCUGUCAGCCUUCCUCUGCGUGGAGCAGGCUUCUCUACCUGGAAAGCUUUCUGGUAUGGACAGCUGAGCGGCAUGGUGGAGCCCUUGGCUGGGGUCUUUGGAGCAUUUGCGGUGGUACUGGCUGAGCCCAUCCUGCCCUAUGCACUGGCCUUUGCUGCUGGUGCCAUGGUCUACGUGGUUAUGGAUGACAUCAUCCCCGAGGCCCAGAUCAGUGGCAACGGGAAGCUGGCAUCCUGGGCCUCCAUCCUGGGAUUUGUGGUGAUGAUGUCCCUUGAUGUGGGCCUCGGCUAGCUCUGACACACCGCGGGACUCCGUGAAGGAAAGCACCAGGUUUCUGUAGGACCACGAGCCCCUCCUCACAUUACAACCCGGUUCCUUUCUCCCCUCCGUCUCCUUACCCCAAAUCAGCUCUGAUUACAUUUUGACUCUUCGUCUUGCUUUGGAGGGAGACGCUGGUUUUCUUUGUAAUCUCAAGGUGUCAUAGAAACUGUAGAUUUGUGUGUGGACCACUGAGUGGAAGGCAUCUUUCUUCAGUGGGAUUGUCGAGGCUAACCCCUACUUGUCCCACCUCCAGUCUCCCUCACUAGACUCAACUUCAACACCUCAGGGUCACCUCCAGAAGUCAGCUCCUGGACUAGAAGUCCUGAGCAUGUUGGCCUGAGGUUUUGGAGCAGGCUGCCAGGGCCCCUUGUGCUCCUUCUCCAUAGACCCUCGGUCCACCUAGAAUGCUGGGACAGAAGCCACAUGAACCCACAAGCCUGCUUUCUGAGGCUGAGCCAGCUCAAACAGGGUCUGCUUCCUCUAGGGAGGCAUGCGCGGGAGGGCCCACACACCAAGGGAAGGAAGGCAGCUUGUCUCUCUCCUUUGUCCUAAGACAAGGAUUGGCAUUGCUGAUGUUAGAGCAAUAUGGAAAUGAGGGUGACCGUGAACAGGCAGCGCUCUAUGAAGAGCACUGUAAGCAGGUUUUAAGCCGAGCUUCCCUCUGUCCCCCGGGCUCUUUGUAGAUGACAAGAGCAGGCACUUGGUAGUGGCUCCCAGAUCUCCUAGCUAUUAAUCUUGAUGUGUUUACAGCCUUUGUUUUUCUGAGAGACUUGUGGAUACCAGCAAAUGGCAAAUACUCAACCCCCUCAUUGACUAACAGGGUUACUUCAGUCAACUCUAGGGAAUGACAUUCAGGGCCUGACAAGGCUCCUUCUCUGCUGGCCACUUGGAAACUUACUACCCAGAGUCCCUCAGCUUCAGCGGGCUUUGUGGGAAUCUGGCCAGCGGGCUUCUAAUGGGAAAGGAGGGAGGCUAGGGUAAGAAGAGGUAUUUUUACAUUCCCUUUCUUAAAAAAACUUAAAAUUCUGAGAUGACUGGACCUAGACUACAUGCUAACCUACCCCAUCAUACAUGUAGCUCCGCCAUCCGCUCUCCCAACGCAUCUGAGCCCUCUGUGGCCCAGAAGCAUGUGGGACUCAGAGAACAGGCUCUACCCCAGAGCCUGGCAUUUGGGUACUGACUGGGCUAUCAGUAUCUUGCCUCUGUGUUUACAUGUCCCUUUUCUCCAAGGAUGGAUAUUGUAGUCUGUGAAUGCUCAAGACCCCAGAGGCCAACCUUGGCGGGGUGUGUCCAUUCUUCUGACGCACUGGUGAUCAAAGGCUUCAAUCACACAUUGAAGCCAUAUUCAGAGAUUUGAUUGGUUGAGGUUAGCUGGUGCGGUGAUUGUCACGUGUGUACAUAUUUUUAUUCUUAGGUCUCCAUGUGUAGUUCUGUUGCUGCAAAUCAUGCUUUCUGCCGGAUAAGACCUCGUGACUGUGAUUAAUGUCAAUAAAGGGAAUUUUGUUGUGCAUGA
Mus caroli (Ryukyu mouse) is the source of this 3696-nucleotide messenger RNA. The record is from RefSeq and is a predicted model, not a curated record. NCBI's taxonomy places the organism in Eukaryota, Metazoa, Chordata, Mammalia, Rodentia, Muridae.